This is a messenger RNA of Colletotrichum godetiae, 363 nucleotides long. RefSeq lists its product as uncharacterized. NCBI's taxonomy places the organism in Eukaryota, Fungi, Ascomycota, Sordariomycetes, Glomerellales, Glomerellaceae. The transcript has 2 exons. The record is from RefSeq and is a predicted model, not a curated record. The annotation marks the transcript as partial.
GAUGAUGAUGGUGACGAUUACCAAUCCGCAUCUGAAAGAGAGUCUAAUGCCUCAACUACGCUGGCAUCCACCAUUCGUGACUUCAACUUUGAAAACAAAAGGAGAUACCAUAAGUUCAAAGAAGGCCGGUAUGCCUUUCCCAACGAUGAUGCUGAGCAAGAACGGGAGGAUAUGAAGCACUCCAUGGUGAUCACGCUUUGCGGCAGGGCACUGCACAGUGCGCCUCUCGAGAAUCCUCAACAUAUCCUCGAUGUUGGUACCGGGACUGAUAUCUGGGCAAUUGACAUGGGCGACGAGUAUCCGGAAGCUGAGGUUACUGGCAUUUAUCUGAGCUCUAUUCAACCUCCAUACGUCCCAGCCAAU